AUGAGCAAACCCUUGGCUCCCAAACACAGAGGGUUGUCCACCUAUGAGAAGGAAUGCUUAGCUAUACUCAUGGUCGUGGAGCAAUGGCGUCCCUACUUACAACAUGAUGAAUUUCAGAUAUGGACAGAUCAGCAUAGUCUGGUGCAUUUAGAUGAUCAGAGGUUGUCAACAGUGUGGCAGCAGAAAACAUUUACCAAGCUCUUGGGGUUGCGCUACAAAAUUUGCUACAGAUAG
Messenger RNA from Triticum turgidum subsp. durum (durum wheat), 234 nucleotides. Lineage: Eukaryota; Viridiplantae; Streptophyta; Magnoliopsida; Poales; Poaceae. The record is from the annotation of a GenBank genome assembly.